This is a messenger RNA of Paramecium octaurelia, 1696 nucleotides long. NCBI's taxonomy places the organism in Eukaryota, Ciliophora, Oligohymenophorea, Peniculida, Parameciidae. The record is from the annotation of a GenBank genome assembly.
AUUUAUAUAGGAUGUCUCUUUUUGCUUAAAUGGAAAAGAAUGCCUAAUUUCAGGCUGAGCUCUAGAGAUACGAGGAGCAGGCUGACUUUCUGUUUCGAAAAUAGAGGAUGGAAAGAAUUGAAUCCUUUACAGAUCAAUUUGAAUUUUUGGCGAAUGAAUAUCCUUGUGCUGUUUAUUACUAGGUAGAGAAGUCAAUUGAUUAAUAUAGGGAUUGAUAUAUAAUUCAGUCUAUGCUGCAUAUUAAUCUGCAAGAACCCAGGAUGAGGAAAUGAGAUAGAAAUUUGUGAAUGUAAAUAUGAAUUGUGAGUGAAAUAGGCAUAAUCAGUUCAGGAAGUCUAUCAGAUAGCCUAGCAUAUAGAUGAUCCCCCACAUUGGACGAAACAAAGACUGCGAAUAAUGGAGGUGUUGUUGCGUGAUAAGUUCAGGAGGAAUGCCGACAUCAGAGAUUCAUUGAGAGCCACAAAUAACUAUUAAUUGAUUCACACAUUUACACAUUCCACUCCAAGCAAUCAGUAUUGGGGAGUAGUGGAUGGAAAGGGUCAGAACUAAAUAGGAAGAUUACUCGAACAAAUCAGAACUGACAUUAAUAAUUACGAGGAUCAAGACAAGUGGUUAUUGAUGACAUUUCCAAUUGAAUAAGAGUCAAAGAUGAUUCCUAAGGUGGAGUUGAAGGUUUUGAAAGGUAAAUACAUAAAAUUAAUAAAUAGAGGGGGAGAAUUUGCCUAAAAUUGAAAUGAAACAUUCAGCCUUCUUAUAUUUCGGAUCUCAUCAAAGAAAUCAUGUUCAUUUGGCACAUCCUUCUAUAUCCAGGAGACAUGCAGCUAUUUUUAUCAAUAAUUAAUCAUAAGUGUGUUUAGUUGAUUUGGGUUCGAAGGGAGGCACUUUUCAUAAUGAAUAAUUUGUUGAACCCCAUUUACCAGUGGUUUUGGCUAAUGAAGACAAGAUUAAGUUUGCUAAGAGUACCAGAAUAUAUUAAGUGUUAAUAUCUUAUGAUGAUUGUAAGAAGUGGUUGAAAGAUAAAAUUGAGAAGUUACGAAAUGACUUAAAACAAUUGGAACGAAUCAACAAGGGAAAGAUGAGUCAAGAAGAGUUGAAGGCUACGUUAUCAGGAGCCAUUGAAGAUACAAUUCUGAUAAAGAAUUUACCUGAAAAAGCUAGUCAUUUGGAAUUGAUGGAAUUAUUUAGAAAGGAAGGCAAAAUAAAAGAAUUGAAAAUUCCAAUUGAUCGUCAAACAGGUAAUACCAGAAAUGUAGCAUUUGUUAGAUAUGAAAAUGAGAGAGAUGCUAAAAGAUUAAUCAAUGACAGAAACAAGGUAUUUGAGUAUAAAAAUGAAAAACUCAAAUUAAAAUUAGUUGAUUAUGCUUAUGUUGAAAAGUUCUAAGAGGAAUUGAGAUGGGGAAUCACUGAAUAAAUGCCAUAAUCAACUCAACAACAAUAACAAUAAUAAUAAUAAAUCCAAUAACCACCCUAAUUAGUUUAACCAACUCUUACAAAGCCAGUUGAAAUCAAAUAAAAAGUACCAGAAAGCAGUAGUUCUUCUGAUUCUGAUAGUGACUCAUCGUCUGAUUCAUCUUCAGAUUCUAGUAGAAGUAGAUCUAAAAGGAAGAAGCACAAAAAGCAUAGACAUAAAAAGGAUAGACACCACAAGAAGCACCAUAAAAGAUGAUAUAUAUUUAUUUAAUAAAAUAUCUUCGAC